This is a messenger RNA of Oppia nitens, 3891 nucleotides long. Its product is annotated as fatty acid synthase-like. The transcript has 4 exons. Gene Ontology annotation, molecular function: oxidoreductase activity; fatty acid synthase activity. The record is from RefSeq and is a predicted model, not a curated record. Bases 184 to 3891 code for a protein of 1235 amino acids. Gene Ontology annotation, biological process: fatty acid biosynthetic process. Lineage: Eukaryota; Metazoa; Arthropoda; Arachnida; Sarcoptiformes; Oppiidae.
ACAAAUGAUUUGUUGGUGCGAUCGUUGGUCGAUAUUGUCAAUGAAAAUUUGGUGCCACAAAAAUCGGUAAAAGUUAUUGAAAUUAACUUAACUCAAGGAUUGUUGGCCAAAGAGAUUGAAGAUUUGAUAACAAACUAUAAUCUCCUUCCCAUUGAUGUCGACUACAAACUAAUCGUCCGAUCGAUGGAUGUAUUGCUAAACGAUUUAUCAUUACAGGACAGAUAUGCUGCCAGUGUUUGGCAAACAAGUGAUAGUGAUUUUCCAACUGAUAUAUCAAUUGGCGAUUUUAUUAUGUUUAGAGACUCUCAGCAUAUAUAUGAUGACAUCAACAUAGAUGUCGACAAAUUUAUCUUAAAUUUAAGCGACUAUAUUGUCAGCAAUGGAUUUUUGUUGACAAUUCAUAAAUAUAUGUUUACGGAUACAGAGAUGAUGUUAAACAAUGACACAGUUAACAAUAGAAAACUGUUGGACAACUCGUUUCUUGAGCAACGGAUCGACCAGUUUAUUACGGCUGCUAAUCGAGCGGGUCUUCGGCUAAUUGGCCGCAAAUAUGACACCAUCGGUACUAUGGCUCUACUGUUUCGCAAAACUGUUGGCGAACUGGUCAAUGGCAACCCUGAUUUACCAAAAAUGAUCAUGGUAGAUUCAUUUAUGUAUGACAAUUGGUUGCCACAAAUCAGGGAUAAAAUAAUUGAAAAUAAUGAAACCAAUAGAUCAAGUGACACGGUUUGGUUGAUAGCCAAUGAUUCCCAUAGAAACGGUAUUUUAGGAUUAAUUAAUAGUCUAAGACUUGAACCGGGAGGCAAUCGUUUCAAAUGUAUUAUCGAUUACAAUACUAUAACCGGCAAUAAUGAUAUCAAUUGUUUGGAUUAUUAUCAAAAAUACAAACAUAUUUUGGCCAAUAGUUUGUCAGUCAAUGUAAUCAAUAAAUAUGAUGACAAAAAUCAACCAAAAGUGGGAACUUAUAGACAUCUUAAGCUAAAUAAAGAUUACGAUAAAAUCAUAUCCAAUGACUAUUUCUUGAAUGUCGGUCAGGGAAGAGAUCUAUCAAGUCUUCAAUGGUUUGAUUCGCGAUGUUUGGUGUCGUCCGAUGAAGGCGUCUAUGAUUUUUCAAAUAACCGAAUAAAACAAAUACCGAUCAAUAUAUACAGUUCUGGACUAACAUUUCGCGACAUUAUGUUUGCAACCGGUCGUAUACCGAGUGGACCGAUGCUAUUAUUUACCGAUUGUCUCAUUGGUAUUGAGUUUGCUGGCCGUCGGAUUGACAAUGGAGAGCGGAUUAUGGGUUUUGAUAUAACCCGAUGUUAUGCGACUAGUAUUCAUGGAAAUGACAAUUUUAUAACUAAAAUACCGAAUCACUGGUCAAUGGACGAUGCGGUUACUAUAUUGAGCACAUAUAGCACCGUAUGGUAUGGUUUGAUAGAUAGGGCUCACUUAAAGAGAAAUGAAAGCAUUUUAAUACAUUCCGGUACUGGAGGUGUGGGUCAGGCGGCCAUAAAUAUAUGCCAAUACUAUAACUGCGAUAUCUUUGUGACGGUUGGAACUGAAGACAAAAAACAGUUUCUUAUCAAAGAAUAUAAUAUUCCUGAAAACAGAAUAUUCAGUUCAAGAGAUAUAUUGUUUAAGUUAAGGAUAAAACAGAUGACUAAAGGAAAAGGAGUCGAUUUGGUAUUGAAUUCAUUGACCGGUGAAAAAUUGGACGCCAGUUACGAGUGUCUGGCAAAUAGGGGUCGGUUUGUUGAACUGGGAAAGUAUGAUCAAAUGAAAAACAAACAGAUCGGUAUGUUUGACUUUUUGAGAGACAUAUCGUUCAUUGGUGUGGCUGUCGAUAUGUGUCUGUUUGAGGCUCAGGAUUUUACAAUCAAUUUCUAUGAUUGGAUGCAUAAAAACUCUUCAAAUGGAUGUAUUAAACCAAUUAAUAGGACUGUAUUUGGUGUUAAUGAAGCGGAAAAGGCAUUCAGAUAUAUGACAACCGGUAAACACAUCGGAAAAAUUAUUCUUAAGAUUAGAGACGAAGAAUCCGAUAGAAAUGCUGUUAAAGAUAUGAAUCCAUCCAUUAGUUUGUUAGUAAAAACUAAGACAUACUUUAAUCCAAAUAAAGUCUAUAUAAUAACGGGUGGUUUGGGUGGUUGUGGUCUAGAAUUAGUUCAUUGGAUGCUAUAUAAGGGGGCAAAAAAGUUUGUACUAAACUCACGCAAUGGCAUCAAAAAUGAUUAUCAAAAAUAUAUUUUGAAACGUUUAGAAACUUUCGGUAAAAAAUACAAAAUGUUUUCAUCGGAAAUCAUAGUAUCGACAGCUAAUUGUCAGACAAUUGACGGCACAAAACAACUUUUAGAUGAAUCACAACAAUUGGGUAAAACAAUUGGCGGUGUCUUUCAUUUGACACUAUUAUUGAAUGAUCUGUUGCUGGAAAACCAAACAACUGAUACAUUUGGUUCAACUGUUGCCUCAAAAUAUAAAAUAUUUGAUAAUUUGGAUCAAAUGACUCGCAAAUUGGACAUCAAUUUAGAUUAUUUUGUAGUAUUUUCGUCGGUAGUGGCGGGCAAAGGAAACGGUGGUCAAAGUAACUAUGCUUUUGGUAACUCAAUGUGCGAACGAUUAUGUGAACAAAGAUCUGCUGAUGGAUUAAAAUCAUUGGCCAUACAAUUUGGUCCGAUCGGUGAUGUGGGCGCCCUGUCUAACAAGGAUCAGGUCGUCCAGAUGUCUAAUAUGAAGAAACAGAGAAUCAAUUCAGUUUUUGAAGUCAUGGAUAGACUACUGGCCGUCGAUAAACUGAUUGUCACUUCAUAUCUAAAAUCCGAACGAAUAAUACAAUCGGGAAGUCGUCAGAAACGUGUGAUUAAGGAGAUGUGGCGGGCAUUGGGUAUCGAUCCGGACAAUACUCCCGAUUAUCUAUCACUGGGAGAGAUAGGACUCGAGUCGAUGUUUGCCGUAGAACUUAAACAAGAGUUGGAACGGGAGUACAAUAUUAAGAUGUCGUUAUAUCACGUCAAGAAUAUUACCGUCCGAUUACUCAAAGAGUAUGAGUCGGGUCGGGUUGAAGACUUUAAUCGAUACGUCCAGGAGAUCAAAGUGGCCAAAACUAAUCUAUUAAAGUGUAAAUUCAUUAUACCUACCAAUAGGAUCACCAAAUUGAAUGACAUUACCGUUGGUCGACCCAUAUAUUUCUUGCCGGCCAUUCAGGGAUCGUUCAAAGUUAUCGAUGAUUUAGCCAAACGAUUUCAUAGGCCAGUUGUCGGCAUCAAUUGGACGCGCGAUAUGGAUGGCAUCGAAUCGGUCAAUGAAUUGACCAAAUAUUUUAUAGAUCUAUUGAAUACUAUACACAACAACAACAAUGAUUCGUAUGAUAUCGUCGGCUACUUUGACUGUGCAUUCAUUGCCACUAAAAUWGUCCGCAARACUCGUGGUGUCAAACGWGCCGUUAUUAUUGAUAUACUAUCGGAAACWCAGUUCAAUGAGGACGCGGUUACCGAUGAAUAUCUAUUGGAAUUUAUCUUUGAUUUCAUGACCAGUAAUAUACCGAAAAUAUUUAAGGAUAAGAUAUCUCGUGAUAUGAAAUCCGAGCCAAAUAUUGAGUCACGUCUUAGACGCGGAUGCAAUGARAUCCGUGAGUUUGGCGGCAACGGUCUGAUGGCCACCGAUUUGGAAGAARUUCUUCGUAAUUCAUUGAAACGGACAAAAAUGUUGGCCACUUAUAGAUCGCUGAAAAUAAAGAAAUUGUUGACAAAACAGCAAAUGAAAUCCAAGAAUCUGAUGGAUAAAUGGGCUAAUAAUAGGCAAAAGCUAACAAUAAUCAAACCGUUUGAGUUCAACAAUAUUGAUGACGAAGAAGUAUUUGUCAAUAAAACAAAUCAGUUAUACUUUUUGCCAACAAAUCCGGUAAACUAUUAA